CUCUCGCGCGCCGGCCAAUUCACAAUUGCCAGUCAGUGCUCGUUAGUCGCAAAGUGAACGCGGCAGUGCUCCGCAAAAUGGCUGUGUCAAAAACUAUAUGGCAUUGCGCCGGUUUGUUAUUGUUUAUUGUGGUAUCUUGUGCCGCGCUUUCCGGGUUAUAUAUUGAUAAUGGUGUGGAUCAAACAAUUAUACACCACUCAAUGACGCGUCAUGAAAGACAGGUUGUUGAACACGAAAUAUUAGAAUUGUUGGGACUCGGCGAGCGACCGAGGCGUGCGCAAGCGCCACCCUUGGACCGCUCAGCGCCAAGCUUUUUACUGGACGUCUAUAAGCAGUUAGCUGAGGAGCACGAGCAAGCUCGGCCUACCCGAAGCUCUGAAAUGGCUCUUAGUGGCGAAGAGCAAAAUGCAAUCGACGAGAGCGAUCUUAUUAUGACAUUUCAGAGCAAAAAACACCACUUGGGCGUCUUACGUCAUGGUCAUGGAAGGCAUAUAUGGUUUGAAGUUACUGGCGCUCCUAGUGACGCUUCCUCCUUACUUACUGCUGAGCUGAGACUUCAUCAGGCACCAACACAUACAGUGGACCCUGCUGAUCUUUACACCGUUGUUGUUCAUCGGGUGGUCAGCGUUGAUAAUUUAGGAGGUAUGCAAAUGGAGCAGGUAGCAGCAGUAAACACGAGCGCCAGCGCUGAAGGGUGGCUGGAGUUCAACGUAACAGCUGCCUUAGCUUCGUGGCUUGGAGCUCCCGCAGACAAUCGUGGCUUCUUUAUCACUCUUCACCCUCAUACACAACCAGAACGCCAUGUUAAACCGGAAGAAAUAGGUUUGGAAGAGAAUCACGGUCCUAACUCCGAAGGCAAGCAGCCAUUUUUGGUAGCAUUUUUUAAAAAUGGCCCAAAAUUAGGCGGCGCUGACGCGGGAGCUAGGAAAAAAAGAGAGGCAAGGCGGUGGCGCUCACACGGAUAUUCAGAAAAUUAUUUGAGGAACCCUCUAACAGACACAUUACAUUGGACCACCCGGAGUUGUGAAAUUCAAACACUUUAUGUCAGUUUUAAGGAUUUAGAAUGGCAGGAUUGGAUAAUAGCCCCCGAAGGAUAUGGGGCCUUUUAUUGCAGUGGAGAAUGCAAUUUCCCUUUGAAUGCUCAUAAAAACGCUACAAACCACGCAAUCGUCCAAACAUUGGUUCAUCUUUUAUAUCCAAACCAGGUACCGAAACCAUCGUGUGCACCAAUCAAAUUGUCUCCUAUAUCCGUGUUAUACUAUACAGACGACUCGAAUGUAAUUUUACGAAAAUACAAAAAUAUGGUCGUUAAAAGUUGUGGGUGCCAUUAAAUUCUGAAUUGUGCUAAUUUUGAUGUAUAUAAAAUUUCCUUCAAUAUAAGUUACUUUUUUCCUGUAUGAACUUUUCCAUAACUUUAAAAUAAAUUGUGGGUUUAUUUUAUUAAAAGAAUCUACCUUUUUGUCUCAUUUACUUAUAUAUGUAAUUUUAAGAGUAUACUAUUACUGCUAUUGUAUGGAUUUUAUAAUUAUCCAUAACAGUGGAACUAAAAAGUUUUUAUCAGUUUCAGUGCUAAUAAACAUACAAUAAAGCCAUAACCCCUUGCAGAAAAAUAAGAUUAAGCUAUUUAACUAAAACAGCCUUGGGAGACAAAAUAAAUUGAGAGAUUGAUGAACAGAUACAGUCGACUUCUUACGUUAAAACGAUGAAAUUUUAGUUUCUUUAUGAAUAUGGGGCAAUUAGACUUAUAAUUCAUUUAUAUACGGAUUUAUGUAGUUAUCGUAAAUUUCGUCUCCUCACUAUUAAAAACAAAUGCAUCGAUGUAAAAUUCCAUUGGUAAUUGUUUACAGUAACUACAUUCCUUAUUUUUUACGUGUAUUUAUACAAAUUUAUUCAAAUGAGAGAUUUAUGUACAGCAGUAUUAGCACUUUUACCUUCAAACUAGUCUGUAGUCCAUCCAUUAUAUUACAUUAAUUAAAAUAUUUUAAGCUAAUUGCGUUAAUAGAAUAGGAAAUCAAUAGUCUUCAUAACUGUAUGUUAUAUUUUUAUUAUGGCCGAACCUUUAGUGUAUAAAUAAAAAUGAAUUACAAAAUUAUUUCAACAUUCAUUAUUGUCAAAGACAGAUGUAAAAAAUCUACAUCUACAUCAUCUCUUUUGAAAGAUAAGAGUAACCUAUGAAGUGUUUUCAUACAUUAAUUAACGAAAUAUUUUAAAAUCUUGGGACAUAUUAUGUCCAUCCAGUGGAAUGUGUAAAACAUAUUUUUGCAAACAUAUGUUUCACUCUAAUAUAAGAUAUUAUAUAUUUUGAAUUCUUUAAAAGUCUUUAUUAAAGGAAUAAUGUGUAGGUUCACAUUGCUUGAAAUGAUUUGUUUGAACAGGUCCCAAAGGGUACGCACGUCCCCUGAAGUUAAGUAAAAAAUAUUUUUGUUGUUAUUUAAAUGUUGCAUAAAAGUUGUGUUUCUUCAGUCUUGUUUACCAAAGUGCUUCCCUGACCUUUCAUUUCACCUAUAUUUUUUAUAAUUAAAUUAUUUGACGCCGUUACUUGGUUUAUCCGCUGGUAUUUGUCAUUAAAGAUUCGUAUUCAUUCGAUAUCAAUAAGUUGAUUAGAUGAUUAGUAUUAGAAAUAAAUGAAUGUGCCAAUUCAACAAGUCGAAUUUUAGCUUUAACUUUUUAAUAAAUUGUGUACAA
Messenger RNA from Pieris brassicae (large cabbage white), 2685 nucleotides. It is a transcript of the gene gbb, whose product is annotated as protein 60A. Gene Ontology annotation, biological process: BMP signaling pathway; SMAD protein signal transduction. The transcript has 7 exons. NCBI's taxonomy places the organism in Eukaryota, Metazoa, Arthropoda, Insecta, Lepidoptera, Pieridae. Gene Ontology annotation, cellular component: extracellular region. Gene Ontology annotation, molecular function: growth factor activity; cytokine activity. The coding region runs from base 78 to 1331 and encodes 417 amino acids. The record is from RefSeq and is a predicted model, not a curated record.